Molecule: messenger RNA, 597 nt
Organism: Parnassius apollo (apollo)
Lineage: Eukaryota; Metazoa; Arthropoda; Insecta; Lepidoptera; Papilionidae
Source: the annotation of a GenBank genome assembly
AUGCGUGAAGAUCCUGAAAUCCCUGAAAUUCCUCUUCCUGCAUUGAAUACUCCUCAUCCGAAUGCGCAAACUGUGGAACAGAAAGCCAUCAUUGUUCCGACUGAGGCUACCGUGGGAGAGCCGGCUGAAGGAUUUGUCUUGGAGGAGCUGGAAGAUGUGGAGCCGCAAGUGAAACGGCGACGUCAACAGAAGCUCAUCAUCGACAAGAAGACCGAGCUGAGCACAGAGUACAUGCGCGUCAGGAUUGACGAUAUAUCCGUCCAAUUACGAUGCCAAGAUAGUUCGGAGGACGUGGUGAAUAUCCGAGUACCCGCUCGUACUUACCUAAGUCGGCCCGCUCACGCUGGAUACCGCUCUAACAUGUCUCAAGUUUUGUCACGGCUUUUCCUACGCAAUCUGAGAGUUUUAAAUAGAACGCCGAUGGCCGACAGAGAAAUGGAGGCAAAACGAUGUCGCACUAUGUGCUAUGUACCGUAUAGACACAGCCGGGAGCUAGUCGUAGAGGAGGCCGUCUCUGCUCACGAUAUUGGAAUAUGGACAAACCUGGUCCAAAAAAGCGAAAAAAAGCUCAGAAAAAUCAGAAAAAGCAGUCAGUGA